UUUUUUUUUUUUUUUUUUUGUCGUUCUCCUGUUUUUUCGUCAUAACAAAUUUACAUCAUUGUAUGCUGCAAUUAUAUUAUUGUCUUACUUUAUAAUUAUGGUAUAAGAACAUGUAACAGAUGCCCCUAACAGUUUAUCCAUAACCUUGCAGUUGAAGCUUUAGAUUCACAUUUUAUAUUGAAAUUUUAUGGUUAGAUCUUGGUUUUUGCUCAAAGCUGGAGAAAGUAUGUGAUUUACUGAUUUUUUUUUUUUUUUUCUGUGCCAUGGAGUCAGUACAAGUAGCAGUUUAUAUGUCUUCAUAUGUUGGUGCUUAUUUAUUUAAUAAGUUAUUGGCAACUUUGUGUGUACUGAGAUAGAACUAUAUCACAUUGGUAAUGCUAUAUUCUAUAGUUAUGAUCAUGUCUGUACUUAACUAUCAUCAGGCAGCUGACUUACGGUUCAUCUUACCAGGCUUGCUUGAACUCAUAGAUAGGUUGGGGCGAGGCAUCUCCUUCUGGAAGCAUUUUUCUGGUCUGUGCCUUUUACAUGUUUGUCUUAGGUUUACAGAGAUCCAAAGUGUUAAAACAAAGUUAAUUAGCACAUCAGAAUGAGAUUCCGAAUCAUUAAAUCUAUUAUACAGCACCCUUUUACUGCAUCUAUCACUAUACGAUGGAAAACAACCUCAGCUCAAUAUGUAGCAUCGAGAGCUAGAGAACCUACAUUUGACAAACUAAUGGAAAGUAUAAAAACCUUGCCAAAAGUCAUUGCCAUUCAAGACCUCAUUCUUGCAAACCCUACCAACAACCCACCAUCGGUUUCCCUUGAUUUCCUUUCUGGACUCUCCCAGAAGCUUCAUCUCAAUCGUGGUGCCUCUUUCAUUCGCAGAUAUCCACAUGUCUUCCACAUCUUCUACAACACGAGAUUAUCACAACCCUUUUGCAAAUUGACUGAUACUGCUCUCCAAAUUUCCUGCCAAGAAGCAGAGGCUAUUAAUGCUUCCUUGCCAACUGUCAUUGAUUGAUUGGUUCGGCUUUUAUCAAUAUCCACACCCAAAUCGUUGCCACUUCGUGCUAUCUUCAAGUUUUGGAGGGAGCUAGCGCUUCCGGAUGAUUUUGAGGACUCUGUGAUAUCCCUAAACCCUCAUCUUUUUAAACUGUGUGAUGCCAAUGAACCAAAUACACAUGUAUUGAAACUAGUGGAUGAAAUUCCAAACAACCAUUUUACUGCGGCAGUUGAAUGGAGGGUGACUGAGUGUUGUAAGGAGGAUUGCAGCGUUGAUAGAACUGAAAUCCAAUUUAGUUUCAAGCAUCAGUAUCCUCCAGGAAUGAGAUUGAGCAAGGACUUCAGAGCUAAAGUCAAGGAAUGGCAGAGAUUGCCAUAUUUAGGGCCCUAUGAGGAACUGGUAGAGAAGAAGAGAUCCAAGGCAGGGUUGAUGGGAUUGGAGAAACGAGCAGUUGAAAUUGUACAUGAAUUUUUGGGUUUGACAGUGGAGAAGAUCAGCCAUUUUAGGAAAUGUUUUGGGAUUGAUUUGAACAUAAGAGAUUUGUUCUUGGAUCAUCCGGACAUUUUUUAUUUAUCUACAAAAGGUAAGAGACAUACUGUUUUUCUGAGGGAAGCAUAUGAGAAGGACCGCUUAAUUGAUCCUAAUCCAGUAUAUGAAGUUCGGAGAAAGCUUCUUAAUCUUUUUAUUUUGGGUUGCCGAGGUUUGCUUGCUAGUAAAUGAAAGCCUGGUGAGACCCAAAGCAAUGAAGAUUCUGGGUUACAAAGUGAGAACAGAGACUGAAGUUAUGGAUUGCUGUAUUGUAUGGAUUGCACAUUUUUACUAUAGAGAAUUAACGUAUUAAUUCUUUGCUUGGUAUGCCUAUGUCGCUUAGGCUUUUUACUGGAAAAAUGUUGCAGUGUCAAUCUCCACAUAAGAUGAUUCUUUUUAGCUCAAAGGAAGAUGGGAAGUUGUAUAGCCACUCAAUGAAGUUAAAGAAGCCAAGGCAGUACUUAGGCGUGCUCCAAUACAGACAACAUGCUUGGUUUAUGCUGUUACAGAUGCACGCUCCUCAACUUUAUCUACCAAGCGAGGGGCAAACGAAAAUCAGUUUCGAAGAGUUUGAUUCAUCUCAAUCCUUUGUCAACAUUGCCAUUCAUUCUGAUCUAUGAUCGUGUAUUGACAUUGUAAGGAAUUUAACUAGGAAAGCUUCUGGAAUUACAACGCUUAAUUGGAAUUGGCAUUUCUUCAUCUGCCAGUCUAUGGCAUGCCAUUGCAGCUCUAAUAGAGAUGAAGAGGUUUAGAGUUGGUUGACAAUAUGGAAUAGUUGAUAUCAUUUAAAAGGGUAGAACAGUGUCGAUUCGAUAGAGUGCUAAGCUCGGGCUUGACUCAAUUGGCUUGAAACUCAACUUGAAGAUCGAGUUUUAAUUUUGAUACUCAAGCUCAGGUUAACAUAGAUGUUUUAAACACUCAAAUUCAACUUCACUAUAUUAUUCUUAAAAUCUCAAAUCAUAUCUGAACGGUGGGUUGUAGCAACCAUCUGCAACUGGAACCUGCAGUUUAAGGGCAGAUUUCAGGUUAAAAUUUGAAAAUCUUAAAUCAAAGAGACCAUGUCUUGGAGGCAAUGGCCCCCAGCACCCCUCCAUCAGUGUCCACAGCCGAUGUCCUCCUAUUUUGAUAAGGACGUAGAAUCCUUCUAUUUUGAUGAAUACAUGUGACCAUGUAAUUCUUUUAUUUUGAUAAAUGUAUUAAAAUAUCUUUAUAG
Molecule: messenger RNA, 2723 nt
Organism: Jatropha curcas
Lineage: Eukaryota; Viridiplantae; Streptophyta; Magnoliopsida; Malpighiales; Euphorbiaceae
Source: RefSeq, a predicted model, not a curated record